Messenger RNA from Ctenocephalides felis (cat flea), 729 nucleotides. RefSeq lists its product as uncharacterized. NCBI's taxonomy places the organism in Eukaryota, Metazoa, Arthropoda, Insecta, Siphonaptera, Pulicidae. Bases 1 to 729 code for a protein of 242 amino acids. The transcript has a single exon. The record is from RefSeq and is a predicted model, not a curated record.
AUGGCGUUCAGAGGCACUUCUGACAAACUAUAUACGCCAAAUUACGGAAAGUUCUUAGGCUUAGUACAACUACUAGCCAAAUUUGAUCUAGUCAUGCAGGAGCACUUGCGAUUAGCUAUGAAGGGUGAUAUUUCAGACCAAUCAGCUUCUGUUCAUCGAUGGAAAUUUCUAACCGAUCACUUGGGACUAUAUACUAUAAAAAAGCACAUUGACACUCGUUGGGAAGCAAGAAUAAGUAGCGUCAAAUCAGUUCGUUAUCAAAUUAGUACUAUCCAUGAUGCUUUGAUUACUUUGGCUCAUGAAACUCAGAAAACUGAUGUUCAAGUGCCUCAUGAAGCUACUACACUAGCCGAACAACUGAAAGAUUUCUGCUUUACAGUUUCAUUGGUUGUUUGGUAUGACAUACUUCGUCAAAUAAAUCUUGUAAGUAAAUCUGUACAGUCAACAGAUAUGGAUCUUGGUAAAUGUACACAAAUGUUGAAAAAAUGCUGCAAUUUUUUGGAAGACUACAGAAAUACGGGCUUUAAAAGCGCUAUUUUAACUGCGAAGGAGUUGGCCGAAGAACUAGAAAUUGAACCUGAAUUUCGAGCUACAACAAGAAUUUGUCGUAUUAAGCGUCAAGCUGGUGAAAUUGCACGCGAUGACCCUAUAACUUCUCCAGAAAAAAAAUUUUCAACUGUCUUUUGGACACUAUAUAAAUUUCAAUCAAUAAAAGGUUCGAACAGUUAA